This is a messenger RNA of Schizosaccharomyces japonicus yFS275, 1501 nucleotides long. Its product is annotated as trichothecene 3-O-acetyltransferase. The coding region runs from base 1 to 1359 and encodes 452 amino acids. The transcript has a single exon. The record is from RefSeq and is a predicted model, not a curated record. Lineage: Eukaryota; Fungi; Ascomycota; Schizosaccharomycetes; Schizosaccharomycetales; Schizosaccharomycetaceae.
AUGUAUUAUUCAUUAGAUGCUCUAGGCCAGUUACCUAUUCCACGCUAUACUCAAUUAUGUCUUAUCUACUCACUCGACGCUCCUUCAUAUGUGUGCAUCGAAAAAACGUUGAAAAACGGCCUUCAUCGACUUUCAAUAGCGUUUCCUUGGAUUGCAGGCGAGGUUGUUUUUGAUGGUGCUUCCGAAAAUCACUUGAAAACUAAAAAAAUUAAGUUCACAAACAGUAUCCCACUCAUUAUCAAAGACUUGAGAAAUGAGGAGCAUUCGAUACCAACAAUGAAUGAGCUUCGACAAACCAAAUUCCCCGUUUGCUCAUUGGAUGAAAGUGACAUCGCGCCUUGUCGUAGCAUUAUUCUCCCAAGUGCUACAGUGGAUUCUAAAGCACAUGUAGAACCCGUUUUUAUGAUACAAGCUAAUCUUAUAACCGGAGGCCUUUUGCUCACCGUUGCUGGCCACCACAGCGCAAUGGAUAUAACCGGGUUAGGUGAGGUUAUCCGGUUAUUAUCAAAGGCUUGCCAUGAGGAGCCAUUCACGAGUGAAGAACUAGUUAGUGGUAACCUAGACCGUCAAAAUAUCAUACCAGUAUUCGACGAGUCUUAUAAGCCAGCAGCAGAACUUGGUCACCAUAUAAGAACUUCAAAUGAAACAAACAAUAACGACAAAAGUAAGUGGUUACUAUCUUCGCAGUGCAACUGGAGAUGCUUUGUUUUUGAUGAAAAGUCACUUCAUGAUUUGAAGCUACUUGCUUGCGAUGCCGUAUCAGACUCUAUAAGCUAUGUUUCCACUGACGACUCACUGACUGCUUUGAUUUAUCAAUCUGUUAUCCGCUCACGCCUUUCUCGCUUAAACCCUACAGCCAAUGUAACCUGCUCUCGCAUUGUAAAUGUUCGAAAAUUUCUUGACAUCCCUCCUGGUUACCCUGGUUUUGUCAUAAGUCCAGUCUAUCACACUUACACGGUUGCGGAAUUAGCUGAGAAAGCACUAGGUGACGUUGCAUUGCAACUUCGCUCGGCUUUAGAUCCCUCGGAUCUAGCAUAUAGAACCCGAGAAGUUGCGACCUGUAUCUCCCGUAUAGAGGAUACGAGUGCCAUAUCACUUGGUCCAAGAGUCAAUUCCGUUGAAGGAUUGGUUUUAAGCUCAUGGGCAAAGGUAAACUGUCGUGAUCUUGAUUUCAAUCUUCAUUUGGGAAAACCAGAGGCUAUACGAAUCCCCUUGUCAAUGACUUUUGAAGGUGUUGCUCACAUACUACCCAAGAGUGCGAAUGGCGAAGUUGCGGUAGCAAUUUGUUUGAGAGAUGAAGACAUGGAACACCUGAAAAUGGAUGAGGAGCUUAGUAAAUAUGCUGUUUACGUUGGUUAAUUUCACAAAAUGAAAGGAACUACCCUAGAAUGCUAAUCUCUAACUAUCCUUGAAUGUGUAUGAUUUGGAUUUAUUUAUUUUAAUAUUUAUUUAUGAUCUUGGGUAAUUGGUGCUUUCCACUAAAACAUCUUUAAUAACGAAA